This is a messenger RNA of Oikopleura dioica, 1032 nucleotides long. NCBI's taxonomy places the organism in Eukaryota, Metazoa, Chordata, Appendicularia, Copelata, Oikopleuridae. The record is from the annotation of a GenBank genome assembly.
AUGAUUCUCAUAUCAUCUCUGUUUUUCCUUGUAUGUACAGGAAAAGAAACAGAGAAUCGAAAUGACGUGGUCGAAUUCGACGGGAACCUAGUCAACCUGAUCAAGCAAAACGACUUCGUGCUCUCCUCCUUCUACGCUCCCUGGUGCGGCCAUUGCAAAGCCCUCAAACCGACCUGGGAAAAGCUCGGACCCAGAAUGGCCGAGUUAGGAAUUAUCAUCGGCCAAGUUGACUGCACAGAACACACAGACAUCGCUGCUCGUUACGCCGUCCGGGGUUUCCCGACCAUCAAACUUUUUCGACGAGGAAGAGCGAUCGAUUACGAAGGAAUGAGAGAUGCCGACUCAAUCGUUGCUUGGGCACAGAAGGCUUCGGGACCGGCGGUGAGAAGUUCUGCUAGAUUGAUCAACGAUCUGAUUGCAAUUAAUGGAGAUCCGAUGUUUAUUUACAACGGACCAGACACUAAAAGCUCCUUGUACACCGAAUUCGCCCUCCUUGCUGAAGAAAACCUACCCAACAUCCUUUUCGCCCGCAACAAAACCCUAAGCGACGAAGAAUCCGUCUCAGUCAUCAAAGACGAAGGUAUCUUCCACUUCAAAUUGGAAGAAGCUGGCUCAAUGGCGGACUUUGUCAGCGGCGAACGAUUUUCAUCCUUCCCAUCUCUUACUGGAAAACUAGCGAGAGAUAGUGUUGAGGGUGGCAAGUUUUUUGCUCUUUACGUCGCUCAAGAUGAAAAAGACGUGCGAACACAUUUGGUGAAAUCUAUCGCCCGAGAUCGUUCAAAACCAGCUCCCGGAUUCGCUUUCUCGCACGCUACUGGCUCCCAAUUCUUGAGAUUGGUGAACCACAUGACUUCGAGAAAAGAUGUCGGAGCUGGGGAACUUCUUGUCCUCCCUCCUGGAUCGAUCAACGGUCGCUUUUACAGAUUUGAUAUCGACGCUGAAACGACCCGGGAAGAAAUCAUCCGAUUCCUGCUAGACAUUCAAAAUGGAAAAGAAGAGCUUCUCGGCGAAAGCCCUUUUCAAGAGCCGUGA